AUGGCACCACGAGGGAAAAAAGGCAAAAAUUCAGCCCUUCGCAAAGCAACUAAUGGUGGUAGUACUACCAAGAAACUUAAAGCCAAGAGAGCAAAAGCUCAAGCUGUGCGAAAAUUUGUUAUUGAAAGAAGGCGUAAAGCUGAAGAACUUACGCAAGCGUUGCAAGAAACAUUUCCCAACGUAGAAGUAAGUAUUAACCCUGAGAAAGCUCGGCCUGCAAGUUUCGAAUGUCAAAUGGUGACUGAGGAAGGCAACGAGAUUCUGUUAUGGACUGGCAUUAAACGAUUAAAGAAAGUCAAGUUUCCUGAACCCAAAGAAGUAAUUGAUGCUGCCAAAACGGCUUUGUAA
Molecule: messenger RNA, 348 nt
Organism: Trichoplax adhaerens
Lineage: Eukaryota; Metazoa; Placozoa; Uniplacotomia; Trichoplacea; Trichoplacidae
Exons: 3
Coding region: 1-348 (115 amino acids)
Cellular component (GO): Golgi apparatus
Source: RefSeq, a predicted model, not a curated record